AUGUCGUCGGGACAUUCGGAUACGACUGCACAUCGAUACGAUGCCACACCUUCAGGCAUGACGACAGCUGCCAACUCGAUCAAGGACUUCGGCUCGAAACAUUCGCUGGACGAGUUGGCGGAAGCUGAGAAAGGCAUUGAAGAGGCCUUCGAACCUCCCCAUGAUGAGGAGACUGGACCUCAACAUGCCGCUCAAGAUGCAAAGGACCCGAACCUGGUAGACUGGGAUGGACCGAAUGACCCAGAGAACCCACAGAACAUGACCAAGACUCGGAAGUGGUGGAUUAGUAUGGUGUCCGCGUGCAUGACGUUUGUGGUCUCGUUCGGCAGUUCUGUCUUUUCCACGGCCACCAUCGUCACAGCAGAGGAGUUUGGCGCAAGCAACGAGCUCAUGAUUCUGGGUGUAUCACUAUAUGUUGUCGGAUUCGCCUGUGGUCCUCUAGUAUUUGGGCCGUUAUCAGAAAUCUACGGACGACGGAUACCAUUGAUGGCUGGGAUGGUUGGCUUUCUGGUCUUCCAGGUCCCGGUCGCUGUUGCCACGAACAUCGAAACCAUCUUCAUUUGCCGAUUCUUCGCUGGUGCCUUUGGGUCUGCACCUCUCGCCAUUGUGGCUGGAAUGUACGUGGACUUCUGGGAUCCCAUCAUGCGUGCCAUUGCAACGAUGGGCUUUGCCGCCGCCGUUUUUGCAGGUCCCGCGGUCGGACCUAUCGUUGGUGAGUUCACUGUCAAGAAUCCACAUCUCGGAUGGCGAUGGACAGCUUGGUUUACACUGAUCAUGGGCGGCUUCUUCGUCUGCUUGGCGGUGCCCACGAUCCCGGAGACGCUGGGGCCUAUCAUUCUCCAGAAGAAGGCUGCUCGUCUACGACACGAGACGAAGAACUGGGCGCUACACUCCAAAUUGGACGAGCAGCCUGUUAGUCCUGGUGCUCUGCUGCGUAAAUACGGGCUGAAGCCAAUCUUGAUGAUCACACAAGAUCUCAUUCUGAUCGUCUUGACGUUGUACAUCUCCUUAGUUUAUGGGAUCCUCUACUUGAUUUUCUUCGCAUUCCCCAUCAGCUAUGAGUUCGACAGAGGCCUCGAAUUUGGCGUAUCGGCACUGCCAUUUCUCGGUAUAUUCGUUGGAGUGCUGAUAGCCUGCGGAUUCAUGGCAUGGGAGACUGUCGCUGUGUUCACUCCAAAGAUGCAUAAAGCAAAGACGCUUGUACCCGAGGAGCGUCUCCUGCCCAUGAUGGCUGGUUCAAUCAUACUGGUCAUCGGUCUGUUCUGGUUUGCAUGGACAAGCUUCCCAAGCAUCAACCCAUGGCCUCAGAUCAUCUCAGGAGUGUUCAUCGGAUGUGGCAUCAUCAUGAUCUUUAUGCCAAGCGUGGUCUACUUGGUGGAUGUCUAUCUCUACGAUGCCAAUUCAGCACUGGCAGCAAACUCCUUCAUACGAUCACUUGUAGGAGCCGCCUUCCCGCUUUUCGCGACAUCGAUGUACACACGCCUUGGAGUACAAUGGGCCUCGACUCUGCUCGCAUUCUUGUGCUUGGCACUUGUGCCGGCGCCUUUCUUAUUCUAUCGCUAUGGCAAGCAGAUCAGAGCGAGAAGCAAGUUUGCUUACGAUCUUGGCUAA
This is a messenger RNA of Recurvomyces mirabilis, 1611 nucleotides long. RefSeq lists its product as uncharacterized. The record is from RefSeq and is a predicted model, not a curated record. Lineage: Eukaryota; Fungi; Ascomycota; Dothideomycetes; Mycosphaerellales; Teratosphaeriaceae. Gene Ontology annotation, molecular function: transmembrane transporter activity. Gene Ontology annotation, biological process: transmembrane transport. The transcript is spliced from 6 exons. Bases 1 to 1611 code for a protein of 536 amino acids. Gene Ontology annotation, cellular component: plasma membrane.